Brassica napus (rape) is the source of this 5340-nucleotide messenger RNA. Its product is annotated as glucan endo-1,3-beta-glucosidase 13-like. Gene Ontology annotation, cellular component: plasma membrane. NCBI's taxonomy places the organism in Eukaryota, Viridiplantae, Streptophyta, Magnoliopsida, Brassicales, Brassicaceae. Gene Ontology annotation, molecular function: hydrolase activity, hydrolyzing O-glycosyl compounds. Gene Ontology annotation, biological process: carbohydrate metabolic process. Bases 2880 to 3926 code for a protein of 348 amino acids. The record is from RefSeq and is a predicted model, not a curated record. The transcript is spliced from 3 exons.
UGUAAUCUUUCCAUUUAUCUAUGACGGUGUAAUAAAGAACCUCUAUGUUAUGAAUAAAGAUAAACUUUUACAUUACUUUUAUAACACUUUCUUUGAUUUCAAAACCUUAAUUCAAUAACAGAAAUAUGCUCAUUUUUUUUAAUUUCCAUAUUGAAUGCCCUGAACCAGUGCAGAGUUACAUCUCUGAGUAAACGAUCUCAGUAACCCAUAGAUCCCGGCGAGGCUAUCGUACUCUGUGUGCAGUUUCGCAGGCUUCAGCGGAGAAACAUAUUGGCUCAUCUGAUCCGUUCUAGGGUCAAGAAGGUUCUAGAAAGGGUGGAUAUGUUUGAUCAGAAUGAUAUGAAUUGCUAGAGACCCACAAGAAAGAGAAGAAGAGGAAAAUAAAAAGCAGAGGCAGAUGAGGUAAAAUCACAAGAAUGCCUUUUGAUCAAAGGUAUCACUAUCAUAUCGUUAAAGCGUACUGUAAAAUAUAGCAGGGUAUAGAUUGAAAACACCUUUGAAUAUGAUAAAGAGUACUACACUUUUUCCCCCUAUAAUUGUAAUAUUUCAGAUUGCUGUUAAAAGUUUGGUUUAUGUACAGUUAUAGGGACUAGAGAAACAUGAAGUGUUGAAGAUGAAAAAAUUGUUGCUGCCAUCAUGGGGAACAACGAUUAAAUUCUCAAACAAAUUAACAGAGGUGUUUGAUAUCUCAAAUUAUUCUUCAACUUUACUGCAUCCUCUUUAAUGUCAAGAAAAAUAGGCAUUCAAUUUAGACAAUCAAAUUAUUAAUCUCAAAGGUAUUUGUUACGUUCUCUUUCUCGCAUGUACAUAUAAUUUCUUAACUAUGCUUUCACAUCCACAUAUCAUUUAGAUUAGAGUAUUUAAUCGAGUUUGCAUGGUUUAGUCAUGUCUGAUGUAUUGCUUAUCAUUUAUGUUAUUUAGUUUAAAAGUAUAGCAUCAUACUUUAAGUACUAAAGAUCAUCUAUUCUCAAGCUAAUGAGUAAAUUAAUUUUAGAAAAUGGAGCCCACAAACGGAUGCUCACUGUGUCUUGUGCUCAGGCCAUUUAGAAAUUCGAGAACACCUUCUUUUCAGUUGUACUUAUGCUCAGCAGAUUUGGAAGGGUUUAACAAGGAAGCUGUUGGGAUUUCGCUACACAGAGGAUUGGUUCUGCAUUCUAAACAUGUUGGCAGAAACUGGAAGGAACUCCACUCACAUGUUUCUUCUAAGAUAUGCGUUUCAAUGCUCUAUCCAUUCCAUACGGCGAGAAAUAAAUGGUAGAAAACAUGGAGAGACGCAUCAGUCAUUGGCAUUUUUGCUAAAAUUCAUUGAUAAAGGAGUAAGAAAUUGGAUAUCUUCUUUGAGAAUGGGAGGGUGUCGAAAGUUCUCCAGAGCUUUAGAGGUCUGGUUUGAUACAAGAAGCUAGUGAGGGGUUAAGUUGUUUUCUAAAUUCAGUUUACUCUUACACAAACUCUGAAACAAAGCCACACUUGUUGUAAAAAAGUUUUUUUUUUUUUUUUGAAUAAAUUUAAUAUUCUUUCAAAAAAAAAUUAAUUUUAGAAUUUACUAAUUAUUUUUCAAUUGUUUACGGGUUUUUAUAUGCAGAUGGAGAUACUAAAUAAAGUGUUUUUUGUAAUGAGUACAUAAGGUAUUGGUAAGCUAGAAAAUGACCAAUCUAUAAUUUGUACUUUUCUAAUACUCUUGGGAAUGAGGUUCUUUUAAACUUUCGAUUUCGUUGAUUUUUAAAUUAAAUUGUAAUCUAUUUAGCCUUUCCUUAUUCAUAUAUUGCCGAAUAGUAUGAUUUUUUUAAGUGUGAUAUUGGGAAGAAUGAUAGACUAUACUGUGAUUUGGCUCUAAAAGGAGUUAAGUUCAGUUUCUCAAAAAAAGGAGUUAAGUUCAAUAGCUAAAGCUCAUUGCAGAUUCUAGACAUUAAACUAUCAUAACAGAGGCAUGGUUUUAUUUAAUGUUCCUUAUUACUGCUCAUAGUUUGCAAUUAAAACGUGAUAAGACUGCAAUCUGAUUUCAUAUAUCUUGGUUGAGAAUUAUAUAGAAGAUAUCAGUUUUGCUGAAAAUUGACUUCCACCUGCAGGUUUCAAGGCCUUCAAUGGCAUAACAUAAGUCAGCAAGAAUGAGAGCCUCUUUGGUUGAUAACAAUGUAAGCGCAUCAACAGGAUCAGGAUCUACUGUAGCGACUAAUCAUAAAACAGUUUUGUUCACGAACUUCAAACUAAUAUGAAUCAAUGUGAAUUUUUAUAAACAAAUUAAACUGUUUUUCAUGUGUUUAGUCAAUAAUAAGUGUGUUAACAUUUUGACUAAACAUGUAAUUUUCAGUGUAUAUAUAACUGAAAUUUGGUUUUAUUUAACAAUUUUCUUACUGGAUCAAUACUAGUUAAUUAAUAAAGGUGGGGAAAAGAAUGAACCAAAAUAACCAGCGUAGCUGGCCCAGAUGGUCUCGAGGGGAGAUAAAAAUCCCCAAUACGGAACACGCGGGUUCGAUGCGCUGGCCAGGCAAUUGGGGUAUCUAAUUCCCUAUAGUACCAAAUGGUCCGCCUCGCACCGAGAGGUUGGCCCCUGGGGGUGGAAGUCCCUCCAGGUUAAUUAAAAAAAAAAAAAAAAGAAUGAACCAAAAUUCGUCAAAUCCAAUUAACUCGAGCGGUAAAAAUAAAAAAAUAUAUAUACACAUAAACCGAAUAAAUGUAUAUUGAAUGAACCCGAAAUUAAUUGAUUCGGUUGGUUCAAUACCAAACUCUAAACCGUAGAACACCCUAUCGAAUUAUACACUCUAUCACAGCAGAUUACUAACUACCGUAACAGAAUCAUCCCGCUCAAUUUCGCACUUCGUCUUCUUCUUCCUCGCCACUCUCAGUUUCGGAUCGUCUCCACUCUUCCAAGAAAGCAAGCUAUGAAGAUUCUCAAGUGCGAUCUCUUACUGAUUGUUAUCGCUGUAACGGUGGUGGUACUGAUGGCGCCGCCGACGAUCUCCGCCGCGAAGGUCGGAGUAACCUACUCCACUCCCGACUUCAGCUCUGGAUCCGUCGAAGCUUCUCCAAAAAGAAUCGUAGCAAAGAUCGUUUCUAUGGAGAUCGAGGCGGUGAGGCUUGUCGAUCCCAACCCGGAGAUGAUUCGCGCCUUCGCCUCCACGAAGAUAUCUCUGUUCCUCUCUGUUCCCAAUCCACUGGUUCCGAUGCUGGCUUCAGAUCGUUUGCAAGCGUUCGAGUGGGUAAAGCUCCAUGUCCUUCCCUUCCACAAUCGCACAAAGAUCUCCAUGAUAUCCGUCGGAGACGACGUGGUUUCCUCGAGUUGGCCGGACGCUCCGCCGCCUCUGUUUCUCCUCCGGGCAAUCCGAAACGUCCGUAGAUCUCUUGUGCAUCUGGGAAUCCACAAGGUUUCUGUAUCUACGACGUUUUCAUUCCUCAGCAUCAUCCCAUCGGCUUUCCCUCCUUCGUUGGCGCGUUUCCGGAACCCUAACGGAGACGUGAUCAUCAAGCCGAUUCUGGAGUUUCUGGAGAAAACUAAAUCUUCCUUCUUGGUGAACCUAUACCCAUACAACAUAGACUCCUCAAUUCACAAGGGGUUUGCCUUUUUCGAAGAUCCGUUCAGCUACGUCGACGAUUCUUCCAUCAUCCAAGUUCGCUAUGGUAACCUAUUCGAUGUGAUGGUGGACGCGGUGGUGAGGUCUCUGGCAGUCAUGGGUCACGAGAACCUUCCGGUGGUGGUGGGGGAGACGGGUUGGCCGAGCUGGUCCUCGAACUCAAGUGAGGUUUAUGCUACACCAAAGUGCAGUCAGAGAUUCCUAAAUGCUCUUGUUGAUCAUUUGAGAGCUGGAAAGGGAACUCCUUUGAGGAAAGAAGGCGUUUCAGAGGUUUAUAUAUUUGAACUCUGCGACAACGAAUCCAAGCAACAAAGCAAAAGGACAUGGGGUCUUCUCGACUAUCAUCUCAAAAAAUGAACAUCACUUUCUUCCUGGAUGAUAUACCUGAGAUGGAGAAGAAGUUUAUACAACUCAAUUACUUGGUUAUUGUAUGCAUGCUCUUUCUUGCAGUCAUUAGUACGGUUGCCAUUCUGACCUGUCCCAGUAAUAUUGUUAGCGCGUGGAGGGGGACGCCAGCUAAGCGCGAGCGUAAGCAGAAGAAGCAAUACUAGACUAGUCUAGACUCGCAACAAAACUGAUGUUCAGAUGUACUUUGGAUAUUACACUUCAUUCUGUACACAUUUAAUCAUUUUCUUCCCCCUUCAUCAAUAAUGGUACUAUGUUUUUGAUGGUAUUAUCACCAUAAAAAUGAUAUACAAAAUGGUUGUGACUUAAUGGAAGAGUUUUUUUCACCUACGACAGUUUCUAAGUUUUUAUUACAUCAAAAGAAAGUUUCGACUAAUAGGGUAGUUUAUUUUAGUUGUUUACUUUGGUGCCCUCAGCAAGAACCAAACCAAAGUUACACUUUUUAACUUUUUAACUAACUGGACAUAUCUUCUUCUCUCUCCUAAUUUUCUUAUUCAUUAAGAAACUCUUCCAUUAAUCUCGUUUUUUCUUUUUUCUAACAGAAAAUUAAUUUUACAAUACUCAUUGUCUCUCACUUCUCCAAAGCAUAAAUCUUAGAUUUUUUUAUUCCUUUCUUAUCGUUUUUUUCUCUCAAUCUAGAUGAAUCAGUUUUUUUUAUAAAAAAAAAAAUCACGAGUCACAUAGUUCCGCUAGAUUUCCCGUCCAAUCGUUAGAUUUUUAAAAUCCAUUACCAUCCCUAAGGUGAAUCCCAUAUCUGUCUCCUAUACUUUUCAUGUCUGUGGUUUCUUUUUUGUCAACUAUAUCUCUGGUUUCUUUUUGAGUAACACGACCAAGCUUUCUCCUUUUUGCGCUGUGACAGUAUGUCGUGGUGGUUGUGAUGGUCGGAAUCCACUGUGGUGUCGCACGGUGAAGCUCGGACAACAAUGGAGUUUUUUUCACAUUUUCACAUUUGAUCCUUUAUUUGUUAUGUUAUUACCAAUUUGGUCCAAACUAUCAAAUUUUCAGAUACAUCCCUUUUAAUUGUCCAAAUUUUUGAUUGUUCAAUCCAAUCCCUAGAAAAUGCAAAUAUGAUUUAUAAUGUAAUAUAACAAAUAUCUACACAUAAUUGACAUUGUGUACACAGAAUGGACCUAUUUACAUGUACAACAAUUUGCAUGUACAAUGGUGAAACCAUAAAAUCGUAUUUUGGUUAAAUCACAUUCUCCAGUUAAAAAUGCAUAAUCCACAAAAAUAUCAAGUCUAAGUUAAAAUUACAUUUAAAGGCAAGGCUAACAAAGCACACAUCAUUUGAAAACAGAGAUCAGCAUCUCAACCAUCUUUCUAUAAUGUGUACAUGUUUAUAUGUGUAUAUGUGUACGUGUAUAUU